This is a messenger RNA of Drosophila obscura, 2466 nucleotides long. RefSeq lists its product as uncharacterized. The record is from RefSeq and is a predicted model, not a curated record. NCBI's taxonomy places the organism in Eukaryota, Metazoa, Arthropoda, Insecta, Diptera, Drosophilidae. The transcript has 2 exons. The coding region runs from base 363 to 1796 and encodes 477 amino acids. Gene Ontology annotation, biological process: cell surface receptor protein tyrosine kinase signaling pathway. Gene Ontology annotation, cellular component: cytoplasm.
CUGCUUACAGAGAGUUGCGCUGCUGCUCACAAUUGCGCCAUUAAACAGAGCAUGGGAAAAGUCGCAAAAGCAAAGUUUUAUAAUUCUUCCCACAAAUCAGUCCACAAAUAACAACAAUAGACCUAUGGCAUAACACGUAAUAGGCCGAGGAUUCAGCUGGUGUGCGUUCUGCAGAAAAGCCAAGCAACUAUAAAAAGCCCCAAAAGCUGGCCAGCAGCAAGUGGGCCGUGAGUGGUGUGGCGGGUGGGUGUGUGGGUCCGUCCCCAAGAAGUGUUAUCUAGUUGCGUAGGCUCUGAUGCCUGCGGAGAUAAGACCCGGACCUGGAGCCGUAACCAGGCGGAUCAACCCAUCCCGGAAUCGCCAUGGGCUGCAUCACCAGCACCAACAAGCUGAAUGAGCUGCGCCACGACAACGUCUUUCGGGUGCGAGUGGCGCACCUGCAGCCCAGUCCUGGGACGCCCAUCAUUCGCAGCGGCUACCUGGAACUGACGCCGCGUGAAUUGAUCUUCCUUACGCCCGGUUGCGAACCGAUUGUGUGGGCCCUGCAGCAUCUACGUCGCUACGGCCUCAAUGCGGACCUCUUCUCGUUCGAGGCGGGGCGACGCUGCAUGUCCGGGCCCGGCAUUUACACGUUUCGAGUGCACAAUGCCGAACAGCUUUAUCCGAUGUUCCAGCGCUACAUCAAUGCGGUCAACACGGACGCCUUUGCCCAAGGCGAACGUGAGAGAAUCAACUCGGCGCACUCCGUGUCCGUGCUGAUGGGGCGCACGGACGCGAAUCCACACAGCAACAACUACUUGGAGCCAGCACCAAUAAUCGCUCGGAACCUAGGUAGCUCUCUGCCAGAAUCCGCCAAUGCCAAUGCCUCCUUUCAGAUGCCAAUGCAGAUGCCGACUGAGACCACAGCCCAGCUUGAGGAUUCGCAAAGUCUCCACUCGCCCGUGUUGCCCUUUACGACGUACGCCAAUGCCCAGACCAAUGUUUAUCUCGACCAGCCGCUGAGGGCUAUACCAGAUUGCUGCAAAGAUGGAGGAGCCUCCACGGGGGGCAUGCCCGCCAGCAAGGACACGCCGCCCAGCAGGCUGAGCAUGCGUCGCCGCACGCUGGAUAUGCCACCGCUGGAGACGGCACCACCACCAGCUCCCGCCACUCCCAUUGAGGGCUUGCACAUGUAUGCCAAUGUGGAGACGCCCGUCUUCGACCUAAUCACGGAGCGCUGCUAUGAGAAUGUGAACCGCUUGGAACUGCCGCUAUUGCCGCCGCUGCCACCACGCGAGGUUAGUCGCGAGUCCUCCGAGCCUGCCACGCCCACCAGUCUGGCGGGCAACUUCAGUGGCGUAAACUAUAUAGUCCUUGAUCUGGAUCAGCCGCGCAGCCCCGUCAGCCAGUGCUCACCCCGGUUGUAUAAUGGCUUUGGCAGCGGUCUCUCCUUGGUCACUGUUACCACCGCCGAAUCUUUGGCACAGGCCAAAACAGCGCCCGUUACACCGGAGGCGAGCUCCCUGCUGGAUGUGGUCAUGCCACCGCCCCAGUCCCAUAGCCUGAACAGUGUGUCCAGUGCAGUGGCGACGGCGGACAUGGUAGACACAGCGCCGUGCAAGCCAGCAUCCAAAGCAGCAGUAGAGUCAUCCACAACGCAGGGCUAUUCCACCAUUGACUUUAUUCGCACCUACGCACUGAACAAGUCAUCGACAGAGUUGCCGGAGCUGCGCCAUCAUCCGCCGCACGAGGCCGAGGAGUUGAGGAUAACGCGGCACAGCAAAUGCAUCCGGAAAGCCUACUCGAUCAGCGAAUGAACUGCCGCAGCAGCAGCAGCAGCGGCAGGCACGGGCACAACGAAUUUUAUCAGCGCCAAGCCAAAAGGGGGGCAAAGCACUACCCCAAGGUAUAUUAAAUACAGGGUAAGGGGUGUGGUGUCCCCACUCUCUUUAUAUUUAAUGUACUUUGACACAAAUGGUAAACCAGCAGGUUGUUUCAGUCACGUCACACACAUGACUUGCAUACGUACUUAUUAUGUAUUUAUAUAGUGGUAUUUAGGCAUAACGGGCUGUUUAGAGCUAGUCAUUUCGAUAUUUUAUGCAAAUUAAUCGUAGACAAAACAUGACAGAAAGGCUUUUAAAACUUAAUUUAUAUGUACUAUAUUGUAUAUUGUACAUGUGUAAGGUUUGUAGUUUUUAAGCACAUGAAAGAAUUGUUGUGGAAUGGGGGGAAACGCUUUUGUAGUUUUCUUUUUUGUUGCCAAAGAAAAAAAACAAACAGAAAGCAUCGCCGCAUUGCAUUGUCAGCUGUGAGUUUCUAGUUUUUUUUAUAUAUCGCUAAAUUGUUAUCCAAGUUGUUAGGUACACAUACACACACACACACACAUAAGGUUUUUUGCAGUUGCAUACAACAUACAUCCAAACAUUAAAUAUUAUUAUUGUUAGUGUCUAAGACGAAUUUGUGCAAUAAAACGAAAGGACCUUGUAA